Molecule: messenger RNA, 1990 nt
Organism: Bombus huntii
Lineage: Eukaryota; Metazoa; Arthropoda; Insecta; Hymenoptera; Apidae
Product: dynein axonemal heavy chain 8-like
Exons: 4
Coding region: 126-860 (244 amino acids)
Source: RefSeq, a predicted model, not a curated record
AUAUCCAGACAUUUUUUUAUACACCCGAUAAAAAUUGCUUUUUCCCCUUUAUUCAAAUUUUUACACAUACUUUGAUGUUCACUUUAUACCAAAUGUAACGAGACUUUUUGUCAUGUGUUAAGAUAAUGGCACACAUAACUGCAUAUUUUGCAGCUCGAGAUUAUACAAAACCUGCGAUUGAUCGUCGCAUUGCUGAAUUAUUAAAAAGAAGAGUCGGUUUAGAAGAAUUACCUACUGAAAGUUUAAAAGAACGACUUGCCAAAUUUAAGGAGAAUCGAAAUGCUAGACAAGCAUUGCUUAAAGCAACCCAUAGACAGGUCUUGGAAGUUGCUGCUUUUAUUUUAAAUGUAGAUCCAGAUACUUUAGAAGAAGGAAUCAUUGAUAAAGACGAAUAUAUCAAUGUUCUUGAUAGUUUCUUCCUUAAAGAUGGAAAGCGUGCAAUUCUUAUACACUAUCAACCAAUGGAACCACCUCCAUUUGAAUCAGGAAGAUGGAAUCCACAAUAUGAGCGUGAAACUGAAGUAAUACGUUGUUGUGUUACUGAUGGUUCUACAGAACAACUUUCUGGCAAAUGUGUUAUAGUUUAUAGAUUGAAAUCAGACAUUGAUUUUGAAACAAAGCAUCUUCAUGAAGAAGCAUAUUAUGCAUAUGCAGAAGUUGACCCAGUAUCUCGAAGUGCACUUGCAGCCAUAUCAGAUUUAAUUUUAAGGCUAAAUUUACCAGCAAUAAUUGCUAAUAAAGUAUGGGGUGAAUUGUCAAAAUGUGAAACUGGUGACAAAGUUGUGAACAAUUUUAUUUGUGAUUUUAGAGACUUUUGUGAAUUUCUAAGCAGUAAGAGAGUACAACUCAUAAUCAUUUAAAGUCAUAUCUAUAUCUAUACAAUGAAACUACUAUUUCUAUAUUUUGUUUAGUGACUAAAAUAGAUUUAGAAAAUACAAUAAAAUUUUACACCGAUUGGGAGGCCUAUCAUAAGUAUAUAGAAUUGCCAGAAAAUAAUAAACAAAGUCUUACUAACCCAGAAGCUAUAGAAGCUAUAGAAAAUAAUCUUAAAUUAUGGAUGAAAAGUAUGGAACGGGUAAAGUUUAUGAGUGUAGCAUUUUAUUUUAAUCCACUAAAAAAUUAUAUGUAUUUGGAUAUAUAGGCCAUUGUUCAGAGUCAACAAUUACGUAGAGAAACAGAAACAAUGGGUCCAAAUGCAGAACUCAGUUACUGGAGAAGAUUGUUAGCUCGUUUUUCAUCAAUUAUUGAACACAUUAAAUCUCCAUUUACCCAAAAAUAUAUAGAUUUUUUAAAAAAAAUAAGAUCGAAACAUAUAAAAGUAUGUUUAAUUACAAGAUAUCCUUUUUUAUUUAAAGCUUAGAAAUUAAUUCAGAUUUGAUACACAGAAAUGGAAAUUGUUGGAAAAACACGUUCAAAUGAUCCAAAUUCUCGCACAAGAUAAUGUAAAAUAUUUGUAUGCACUAGAAAAAUUUACUCAACCUUUGUACAGGCUUGAUCCAACAAAAAUGGGAGAAUAUUUACCCCCUCUCAUGUAUGUUAUACGAAUGAUAUACGCUACUUCUCGAUUCUUUAAUAGCAGCCGAAUGAUCACAGCAGUUUUUGUAAAAGUACCAUCGUAGAAACAUAAUAAAAAUGAAAAUGUGUAUCUCCAUAUAUUCUAUAAAAUUCCAACGAUUUGAUUAUCAAUUUUCCAGAUGACGAAUCAAAUGAUUUUAGCGUGCAAAGCAUACUUAACAGAGGAUGGCAAAAUAAAUGUUUGGAACGAUGCUAAAUCAGUCAUGAUAUCCAAGAUAAAGGCAAAUAUUAAUUUAAAAAAAUUCUAAGUAAAUCGAUUUACUACAAAAUCUUUUUAUUAUAGGAUUGCAUUAAACUGUGUGAAAAAUACUAUGAAUAUUACAAUGAAAUGUGCAAAGAGGUGAGAGAAUCUGCCGAUGAAAAACCUUUCGAAGUAUCUGAAAUGUAUGUUUUCGGAAAAUUUAAUACCUUCAAA